This is a messenger RNA of Betta splendens (Siamese fighting fish), 581 nucleotides long. RefSeq names its product spexin prohormone 1-like. The transcript is spliced from 6 exons. The coding region runs from base 161 to 484 and encodes 107 amino acids. NCBI's taxonomy places the organism in Eukaryota, Metazoa, Chordata, Actinopteri, Anabantiformes, Osphronemidae. Gene Ontology annotation, molecular function: neuropeptide hormone activity. The record is from RefSeq and is a predicted model, not a curated record.
AUGAGCGGUGACAGCUUUAGCAGCACCUGUCAUCUCGUCAGUAAAAACAUCACGUGUGACGCAAAUGAGAUACUUCCUCACCUCAUCACUCAGCCUUUAUAAUAAAGUCAUCAGCUCUGAUUGUUUAAUGUAACAGCAGACAGAGGACACAGACCCAGGGAUGUCUACGAUGUCUCUCACAGCCUCGUUGCUUGUGUUGACAUUGCUUUCACAGAGCUGGAGCGCUCCGCAGAGGAUAAGCUGGACUCCCCAAGCGAUCCUGUACCUGAAGGGUUCACAAGGACACCGCUCAGUGUUGGAGCGCACCAGCAGAGAGGAUGCUGCUGCCUCACAUUCAGUGAGUCUGAACCAGGGCAGCGAUGGACGGGGUCGGUCUCUGGCUUCAUCCAUCCUGCUGGAGCUGCUGCAGCUGGCUGUUGACGAAGAUGAAGGAAAUCCAGAUGAUGACCCAGACGAUCAAGAGCUGUAUAUUAACUAUUUGUGAAGAAGUGAACUGUUGUCUUUGUAUUUUUGUCACUUGCUGCUGUUAUUUUAUUGUAAUUAACCGCCCAAUGUAAAGUUGCCUCGUCUGUGAGGGAUUU